This is a messenger RNA of Oncorhynchus masou masou (cherry salmon), 6841 nucleotides long. RefSeq names its product lysine-specific demethylase 7B-like. Gene Ontology annotation, biological process: regulation of transcription by RNA polymerase II; protein demethylation. The coding region runs from base 457 to 2925 and encodes 822 amino acids. The record is from RefSeq and is a predicted model, not a curated record. NCBI's taxonomy places the organism in Eukaryota, Metazoa, Chordata, Actinopteri, Salmoniformes, Salmonidae. The transcript has 20 exons. Gene Ontology annotation, molecular function: transcription coregulator activity; histone demethylase activity.
ACCACCCCACUAGAGGUCGACCAAUUUAAUCGGAGGGGCAGAUUUCAAGUUUUCAUAACAAUCGGAAAUCUGUAUUUUUGGACACCGAUUUGGCCUAUUUAUUUAUUUUUUACACCUUAUAUUUAUCCUUUAUUUAACUAGGCAAGCCAGGUAAGAACACAUUCUUAUUUUCAAUGACGGCCUAGGAAUGGUGGGUUAACUGCCUUGUUCAGGGGCAGAACGACAGAUUUUUUUACCUUGUCAGCUCGGGGAUUCAAUCUUGCAACCUUACAGUUAACUAGUCCAACGCUCUAACCACCUGCCUCUCAUUGCACUCCACGAGGAGCCAGCCUGUUACGCAAAUGCAGUAAGAAGCCAAGAGUACGGGUAUAUGCAGCAGUUUGGGCCGCCUGGAUCGUUGCGAACUGUUGAAAAAGCGUAUCAACUGGCACCGGCACGACUACACAGAACCUGACGAUGGUAGCAGGCUGGUGCAGGCGGGGACCUCUGUGUUUGUACGAGAGCUGCAGAACAGGCCCUUUCCCAGCUGAGAUCCUGGUGCAGAUGCAGGGACAUCAGGUAACACAGAAGUACCUGGAGAAGCAGGGCUUCAGCUACCCCAUCGCCGUUCCCCACCUAGGCGGACUGGGUCUCAAGCUGCCCCCCUCCAGCUUCUCUGUCAGGGAUGUGGAGGAGUAUGUUGGUGGUGACAAAAUCGUGGAUGUCAUUGAUGUUGCCAGACAGGCAGACAGCAAAAUGAAGCUUCGAGAGUUUGUCAAGUAUUACUACAAACCUCAUCGGCCAAAGGUGCUGAACGUGAUCAGUCUGGAGUUUUCAGACACCAAGAUGGCAGAGCUGGUGGUGGUGCCUGAUAUCGCUCAGAAGAUGUCCUGGGUGGAGAACUACUGGCCAGAGGACUCCUUCUUCCCCAAGCCCUUUGUUCAGAAGUACUGCCUGAUGGGGGUGAAGGACAGCUAUACAGACUUCCACAUAGACUUCGGAGGCACAUCUGUGUGGUACCAUGUACUCUGGGGAGAGAAGAUUUUCUACUUGAUCAAACCGACCCAGGAUAAUCUUACACUAUACGAGGUGUGGAGUUCGUCCCCCAACCAGAGCGAGGUGUUCUUCGGGGACAAGGUGGACCAGUGCUACAAGUGUGUGGUGCCGCAGGGAACCACCGUCCUCAUCCCCACAGGAUGGAUCCAUGCUGUUCUCACCUCUCAGGAUUGCAUGGCGUUCGGUGGGAACUUUCUCCACAACCUCAACAUAGGCAUGCAGCUUAGGUGUUAUGAAAUGGAGUGGCAGUUAAAGACUCCGGACCUCUUCAAAUUCCCUUACUUUGAGGCAAUCUGCUGGUACGUGGCCAAUAAUCUACUGGAGACUCUAAAAGAGUUACGAGAGGAUAACUGCCAGCCCCCAGUCUACCUAACAGAUGGAGUGAAAGCCUUGAUUAAUGCACUGAAAAACUGGCUGAAACGAGAGGUCACAGAGCAGGCCAGCGAUGUCCCGGACCAUAUCAGACCCAACCAUCUGAUUAAAGAACUCACAAAGGAAAUCCGCUACCUGGAGGAGGAGGAGGAGCAGAGUGGAGAUAGCAAGCCAGUGAAAUCUCAGCGAUGUGGACCGUGCCCACUGACGCGGUCGACUCUUGACAAGGCUGGACAUCAUGCUCUCAGGACAGCCAGACAGCUACGGCACCACCAUCACCAUGCGCCCAAGACCCCCUCCAACCUGGAGAUCCUGGAGCUGCACACGCGACAAGUGCUCAAGAGGCUGGAGGUGGGACCCUUUGAGGAGGAUGUUCCAUUCAGCUCCACGGUGAUGGCCAAGUUCAACAAGACGUCCAUGGCGUCUGCUGCAGCGGUGGAGAGGAGCCUGGACAACAACCUCCUUCUGGUGAUGUGCAAUGGCAGGAUUAUUAGAGAUGAGCGUCGUCACACACGUGUGAAGAGUAGUCCGGUGCGGGACGGUAAAUGGACUGGAGACCACCAGAGGGAAGGGGUCCUGGUGAAGACUGAGCUCAAUGACAGCAAGCUGGAACAGCACCAAGACCACGAGAGAGAGGAGAAACCCAGCCCCCUCAGCAGUGAGUCUAACUGGUCAAGUCACCAGCUGUCAAUCAACGGUUUAGACUUUUUCGAAAGAGUGAAUUCCGAUCUCAGGAAAGGAGCCGUAGUGUACUCCGACAUUUCAGACUCUGAGUCCGAAGAACGUUGCUCUUUGCAGAAAAAGGACUCCUCGGGGGAAGAUUCGGGGAGCUCCGAGGAGGAAAGGGAGAAUAAGGAGCGUUGCAGGAUGGCGCGAGGCAGUGUGAAGGACCUACACCAGGCCAGACAGGCCCUUCACCACUUUCACGAACUACUACAACGCCCUACCUCUCCAACCACAGAAGAGGAGGCUAUUGAGGGCAUGCUGUCCAUGGCAGGGCUGCUUUAUCUUCAGCGACCAGAGGAGAGCAGCACUGCCCAGGAGCCCUGGUGGUCCAGCCUGGCUCAUCAGUCCCCCAACAGUGGUGGAAAAGAGCCUGUGUCAGGGGAUGAUUCAGACAGCAACUCCACACUGACCCUUCAGGUAACAAGGGCACAGCAGCAUGUGCGUAAGGAGUGUCGAGCCGAGCUUAGCCAGAGGAUCCAGGAGAACAAGAACUUCAUGGCCAAUCAGAGCAGUGGGAGUAACAGUAACAGCAGCAAGGCCUGGGGUGACCAAAGCCCCUCUCAGGCUGCCUCUAGCCCCCUCCGCCUGGACCCCAGCUCAGGGACUGACAACCAGUACAGUGAGACUUCCCUGUCACCCCCCCGGCACCCCUCCAAGAGGCCCGCACCAAACACCCCACCCAUCAGUAAUCAAGCUACUAAAGGAAAACGUCCUAAGAAAGGUAUGGCCACCGCUAAGCAGAGACUAAGGAAGAUUCACAAGCUGAGCAGGAACAACCACUUCUUGCUAUAGCACCCAAGACCCUGAUGUCUACAGAAAUAACUUUGAGAAGGGACAACUCGCCCCCCUGCCCAUAUACUCUUUCGGUUGUGACUCACAUUUUACAAGAAUCAUUGCUUGGAUGGAUUGACCUGACACAUUAAUGGCCACAUGCUUGAUGUGGAAGUAUUGGAUGUAGGGCUUUCAGAGUUAAUCGGUAACCUGAGUUAAUUUUAGUGCGCUCAUGUUAUUACAUUUUUUGUGUGAUUAAUCGCAUUGUCUGAAAGCAUUCAAAAUUAACUGAAACAUACAAAAUACAUAAUCUUUACAGAUAAAAACGAUGCAAUGUCCAAACAAGUUGACAUUUAGGUUAAAUUUACCUGAUUUGGCUAACCGUUACUUUGGACAAAAUCAAGACUUCAAUAUUCUUGUAAUGCUUUUCAUAUAAAAAAAUAUAAAAUUACAGUUCAAUUUGAGCAUAUUCUGAAUUUGCGAUUUAAUCAUGAUUAAUCACAGCAAAUCCUGGAAUUAAAAUAAAUUUAGUUAUCGUUUGACAGCCCUAAUUGGAUAACAAGAUAUUGGAUUUACAGAAGAAAGCAUAGUUUCCCAUGGUGAAAUGAUGGUGCGCUGCAAAAAGAAAAAAGAAACUGCAUGGAUCCUCAGCAAUGACAUUGGAUUGUAUAUGAUCUGGCCAUCAAGAGCUAUACAGUAAAUAUGGCUUUGUUUCAGAAUUGAAGCACCGCAACAACACAGCAUUGUACAAAGACGCAUGACAUUGGGAAUUUAAAUGACGUUUGAUAGAACAACAUUUGCAUCUGAGCCACGUGCUGUCGUAUCUAUUUUGGCUGUUGCUUUUUACCUUAUGCUUGCACUAGCACUUCCAAACAACACUACUUAUUAUGCCAGAACAAGCAAAUGUUGUUUAAGCCAAGAAUGGCAAGUGAAGAGUUUAUCACCACUCUUUGGGACAUUGUCAUGUGUUGGUUUGGUCUGACUUGAGAUCAAGAAUGACACUAUGGUGUUUGAACUCAUUUUAAAUGGUGCUGAAGUGCAUAUUCAUGUUAUCCUUUUGUCUACCCUCUUGUUACAAUCACCAGUGAUUGAAUUUGAGAGAGGGGUAUAUUUUGAUGCAGCACUCCAGGCACCUCAGCCUCGCAGUAUGUAAAAGCUAUCUGUCGCUAAUGCAUUAAGCCAUUCCAAGAAUACCUCUCCCAACGCAUUAAGUUUACUGGUUCUGUUUACUGAAGGGGUUAUGACUCCUCAUUGCUCUACUGUUGGAUCACUGACCAUAUCAAAUGUGUUCCUUUGUUGCCACCUAUUGGUCAAAUGAGGGCAGGAGCUUGACAGUGCUGUUAUUAUGAAAGGUUUUUGAAAUUGCAAAAAGACAUCAAGUUGCAAAUGUACAGAAUGUAUUUACAGAAAAUAUAAGUUAUUGUUAAUUUAUUUAACUUUCUCUUUUGGUGUUUGUUUUAUUGUUUUUCUUUUGCUGGUAUUGAAUUAUGUAUUGUGAAAAAAGUUAAUGGCUUUGAUAUGACAAUCCUGUUACAAUGGGUGAUUUAUUUUUUUAUAUUCGCAAACCGGUUGUAUUUGUUGCCUCUAUCACAUUUGUAUUGGGUGGAUUUAAGCAAAAAUCUACUAACAAGUGGACCUAAAUUAGAUUUUAAAUGUUUGGGAGAUCUUCUAGGUCGGCAAAGAUUGAUUAUUAUCAAAGAAUAUUUGUCUUACUCAUUAGUAAGAAUUAGAUUUUUAGAUUUUUUUAUAUAAAUGUGUCUUAAGUGAAACUGAUAAUUUUAUAAUUGUACAAAGUGUAAUUAUGGCUACUAAUUAUAGUUAUGGUAAGUGUAUGUUUAUUUUCCCUAUCACUAUAUCCUUGGCUUGAAAGACCUCAGUUGGAUUUUGAAUUGGUGGUCUUUUUUUGUUGGUGAUAAUGCCAAAAAUAAAUGGUUGAAGUGAGAGAUUGCUCCUGUUGGUGUCUUUCUCAGGGACACAUUCUCUUUCUUAAGAAAUGUUUGUUAGGUUUUUUUCAUAAGUGUUACGUUCCCCAGUUUAUGUGUUGUCGUUUGUGUAUUUGCAUGUGUUUAUUUUAGGAAAUGGCUUCCUGAAAUCCCUCAAGCAGCUGAUUGGUCGACUCCAUGGCUAAUUGGAGAGCUGACCCCACCCCCUCGUCAAGACGCAACAACAAGUGGGACACAAUCAUGAAGUGGAACGACAUUUAUUGGAUAUUUCAAACUUUUUUAACAAAUCAAAAACUGAAAAAUUGGGCGUGCAAAAUUAUUCAGCCCCUUUACUUUCAGUGCAGCAAACUCUCUCCAGAAGUUCAGUGAGGAUCUCUGAAUGAUCCAAUGUUGACCUAAAUGACUAAUGAUGAUAAAUACAAUCCACCUGUGUGUAAUCAAGUCUCCGUAUAAAUGCACCUGCACUGUGAUAGUCUCAGAGGUCCGUUAAAAGCUCAGAGAGCAUCAUGAAGAACAAGGAACACACCAGGCAGGUCCGAGAUACUGUUGUGAAGAAGUUUAAAGCCGGAUUUGGAUACAAAAAGAUUUCCCAAGCUUUAAACAUCCCAAGGAGCACUGUGCAAGCGAUAAUAUUGAAAUUGAAGGAGUAUCAGACCACUGCAAAUCUACUAAGGCCUGGCCGUCCCUCUAAACUUUCAGCUCAUACAAGGAGAAGACUGAUCAGAGAUGCAGCCAAGAGGCCCAUGAUCACUCUGGAUGAACUCCAGAGAUCUACAGCUGAGGUGGGAGACUCUGUCCAUAGGACAACAAUCAGUCGUAUAUUGCACAAAUCUGGCCUUUAUGGAAGACUGGCAAGAAGAAAGCCAUUUCUUAAAGAUAUCCAUAAAAAGUGUUGUUUAAAGUUUGCCACAAGCCACCUGGGAGACACACCAAACAUGUGGAAGAAGGUGCUCUGGUCAGAUGAAACCAAAAUUGAACUGUUUGGCAACAAUGCAAAACGUUAUGUUUGGCGUAAAAGCAACACAGCUCAUCACUCUGAACACACCAUCCCCACUGUCAAACAUGGUGGCGGCAGCAUCAUGGUUUGUGCCUGCUUUUCUUCAGCAGGGACAGGGAAGAUGGUUAAAAUUGAUGGGAAGAUGGAUGGAGCCAAAUAAAGGACCAUUCUGGAAGAAAACCUGAUGGAGUCUGCAAAAGACCUGAGACUGGGAUGGAGAUUUGUCUUCCAACAAGACAAUGAUCCAAAACAUAAAGCAAAAUCUACAAUGGAAUGGUUCAAAAAUAAACAUAUCCAGGUGUUAGAAUGGCCAAGUCAAAGUCCAGACCUGAAUCCAAUCGAGAAUCUGUGGAAAGAACUGAAAACAGCUGUUCACAAAUGCUUUUUUUGAUUUGUUAAAGUUUGAAAUAUCCAAUAAAUGUCGUUCCACUUCUUGAUUGUGUCCCACUUGUUGUUGAUUCUUCACAAAAAAAUACAGUUUUAUAUCUUUAUGUUUGAUGCCUGAAAUGUGGCAAAAGGUCGCAAAGUUCAAGGGGGCCGAAUACUUUCGCAAGUCACUGUAGAUGCCAGUGUUCUGUUCAGGAGAGGUCAUUGCAGAGAUUUUGCUGGGCUGAGAGUUGGUAUGUUUUGUGAGUUUGUUGCUCAGAGCUUAUUUGAUGUCCUUUGUUUCUUAGUUUGUUUGUGAAAUUGUUUAAUAUUCUAUUUCAUUUGUUCCCAGGGGGGAAGGGGAAGGCACCUAGGGAGUGCUUAGGCAAGAGGCCCGCGGGUAUACAUGUACCCGUAGCAUAUUCGCUGUCUAGGCACGCUAGAUAAGACCUGGGCGGACCACCCCCUUGUAUUUUGGUUAGGACACCAGGUGGUGCUAAAUUAGGUAAGUAGUGGGUAGGCAGGUAAGAUAGGAGAGGGGGGCUUUGAGAUUUACUUUCUUUGCUUUGGUUCCGUCCAGCCCCUUUUCCCCAUAUUACCGUGUGAAGGAAUAAAGUCCUGGUAAACAGUA